AUUCCGCUUGAAGUUCGGCAGGCGCUUCCAAAACAACGCAACCAGCAGAUUUGCCUGAGAUUUCUAUCUGCCCAAGGCUGCCGGGGAAAGAACGGCAACUGUGUAAUCAAGCAUCUUUGCCAUUUCAAGCCGGCAGCGCUGCCGGAAAUUGUACGCGACUUCCUUACCAAGAAUUACGGAGGCCUUUCCGCAGACAUACAG
Molecule: messenger RNA, 201 nt
Organism: Phytophthora sojae
Lineage: Eukaryota; Oomycota; Peronosporomycetes; Peronosporales; Peronosporaceae
Exons: 1
Source: RefSeq, a predicted model, not a curated record